This is a messenger RNA of Photinus pyralis (common eastern firefly), 2416 nucleotides long. RefSeq names its product zinc finger protein 43. The record is from RefSeq and is a predicted model, not a curated record. The transcript has 5 exons. The coding region runs from base 179 to 2236 and encodes 685 amino acids. Lineage: Eukaryota; Metazoa; Arthropoda; Insecta; Coleoptera; Lampyridae.
AUUGGUUACCAUAGCAACAAAGCAAACUGUGAUUGGAUGCUGGUAAAUAUAGCAACCUUACAAAACAAACAAUAGUUUGAUGAAAUAAAAAUUAAUUUCUUGAAAUGGAUCUUUGAAUGCAAAGCUGUUGUGAUAGACGGCAAGGUUUUUGGUAUAUCAAGUGGUUUAAGAAUCUACAAUGUUUAAAAUUAUAACUAUAAAAACCGCAGUUGUACGAAAGAACAAUUCUGUGAUAACUUUCGAGAGCGAACAAGAAUUCAAUUCUCAAGAGACCCUCUCCAAAAGGCCCAUACAGAAUGAAAGUUUAGAUUCUUUUGUAGGAUUUUCGCUAAAUGAAAAGUUAAACUCCAAUUGUGUGGACAAUGUUGUUGAUAAUGUAACCUACGUAAAGGUACCUGCUAAGGCAGAGCCAGAUUCAAUCGAUUCUGAAGACUCCAAUUCCUUGCUAACGGACUAUAAGUCAUAUUCGAGCCAUGAGUGUUAUAAAGCACUGCCGGCUGAGGUUUUGAAUAUAACCGUUAUGGUCAGAUGUCAGAAUUGCGAUACAAAUUUUCCGACUAAAUAUCAGUACCAGAGGCAUCAGUGCGAUUUUAAUGCUGAAAAAGUGGUUUUAAAAGCUGAUGCAGAUUUGAAAGAUGUUGACAGAGGAGUGAGAAUUAAAUACUCGUGUAUAACGUGCGCUAAACAAUUUGUAAGUAAAAACAAUUUGGAAAGACACCAAAGUAGCCACGAAAAACUGCAAGAAAAUAUUUGUGAGCAUUGUAAUAAACAAUUCGUUAGCGAAAAUCGCCUCAGGAUCCACAAAGAAAACCACUGCAAGAAAGCGGGAGAUAUAUCGAAGUUCUAUCGCAGCGAUGUAACUGUGUGGAAAUGUACGAAAUGUAGUCAAGUCUUUUCAACUCCAACAUCGGCAACAUACCACGCCGAAGGUUGUAUAGAGAAAAUAGACACCAUCAAAAUUGAUUAUGAUUUCAAUUCUCUAAACGCAGAAGUAACAGAGUGUCGCAAAAGUGAGGCGCCAAUUGAAACACACUUGCAAAAUGUAACAAAAAUACUAACUGAACUGCUACUGCAAUGCGAAUACUGCAAUCGUACCUAUGCAGAUAAAGAUCUCUUGGUGGCCCAUCAAAGACGUCACACAACGAAGACAAAUUAUGAAUGCAUCACCUGCAAUGGCACGUUUGAGUCGUAUUUAUCUGCUACCAGACACUGGAUGACCAAGUGUUCGGAUGCUGUGAAUUUAUUUUAUCUUCCAAAGAUGACAUAUUGCGAUCUCUGCGAUCGUACCUUUAAAUCCCACGAAAUUCUGUACACUCACAAAAUGAAAAAGAAGCACUACAGGCCGAAACCACACCUAACUGAUACUAAUUUGAUCGAGACCAAUGAUGAGUCAAAAGAUAAGUUAGUGCAACUUAUCAAAACUGUAUUAAUAACUUUGGAUACAUCUAUUGACAAGAACAAAGAUGCAGAGAAGUCUGCGGGCAAUAAAGAAAAUGAUGCACCGAUUGAUAACACUGAUAGCAAUCCUUCCAUAGUUGAGCAAAAUGAGCCGACUAAAAAGAAACGUGGUCGUAAACGCAAAUGGCCAAAGCAAGAUACCAAAGUCAGAAAUUUAUCUUGCGUGGCUGAGGCAGGUUAUAAGUAUCAAUGCGAACGUUGCGUAAUGGUAUUUGACACAGUUACUGAAUUGGAAAGCCACCGUGACAGAGAUCACGCAGCGAACUUUUCGUGUGAAGAAUGUGGACAGGUGGUUCACAGUGCUAAAGCUCUGGUAAUUCACAGCAGGGCGCAUCAGCAUUUAAAACCUUAUGUCUGCGAGCAGUGUGGUAGAAGUUAUUCGCAAACGUCUCAUUUGUGGCAACAUAUGCGUUUUCAUCAAGGAAUCAAACCGUUUGCCUGCCCCCAUGAAGGUUGUGAAGCGCGCUAUACUAUUCGACCAGAUUUAAAGGACCACAUCAGGAAGGUUCAUACACGCGAACGCCCCUUUAAGUGCACAGUCUGUGGAAAGAGCUUUCUGACUGGAUCUGUUUACUACCAGCAUAGACUAAUUCAUACAAAUGAUCGUAGAUAUGGUUGUGACAUUUGCGCAAAACGUUUUUUCCGUGCAGAUGCUUUAAAUAAUCAUCGUCGAAUUCACACUGAUGAAAGACCAUAUCCGUGCCUCAUUUGUGGUAGAGAAUUUCGCCAAAAGGGUGAUAGAAAUAAACACGUCCGCACCCAACACCCUGAUGAGUGAAAGCUGUUCAUAUCACUCUAUUUUCAGUAAUUGUUGUUAGUUAUUACAAAUUUAUUAACUGUUAGAAAUUUGUUGAAAUAAUUUAGUUAACUAUAUUUUAUUAAUGUGUUUGGUAAGUGCACUUUCACAGUUUCACCUAUUUGUUUAACAACUCAAAAGUCUGUGUGUUGUUUAUCUGAA